Gossypium arboreum is the source of this 1325-nucleotide messenger RNA. Its product is annotated as serine racemase. Gene Ontology annotation, biological process: L-serine metabolic process; pyruvate biosynthetic process; D-serine biosynthetic process. The record is from RefSeq and is a predicted model, not a curated record. Bases 231 to 1220 code for a protein of 329 amino acids. Lineage: Eukaryota; Viridiplantae; Streptophyta; Magnoliopsida; Malvales; Malvaceae. Gene Ontology annotation, molecular function: serine racemase activity; threonine racemase activity; D-serine ammonia-lyase activity. The transcript has 7 exons.
AUUGAUAUUUCCGUUUCUGGCUUUGGGCAUUUGCUUACUCUCUCUCACCAGGUUUAUAAAAUCCGAACAAAUAAGAGAACAGCACUCAAGUUUGUAUCUUUCUCCAAGUCAUAUUCUUUAUAUUUGUUAAUUUGAGGUUGCUUUAGCCAGAUUGUAGCUUCUGAAAUUGUUUGGUUUGUUCCUGUUUCUCCCAAAUUUGGAAUUGAAGUGUUGGAUUCAGUGGCUUAAAGAUGGAAGUAAACAAGGAGAAGUAUGCUGCUGAUCUCUCCUCUAUCAAACAAGCACGGGCGCGCAUCAGUUCUUUCAUACACAAAACUCCACUUAUGACCUCAGGAUCCCUGGAUGCUAUUUCUGGAAGGAGGCUGUUCUUCAAGUGUGAAUGUUUCCAAAAGGGGGGAGCAUUCAAAUUCAGAGGUGCUUGUAAUGCUAUAUUUUCACUUGAUGAUCAGCAGGCUGCUAAGGGAGUUGUAACUCAUAGCAGUGGUAACCAUGCUGCAGCAUUGGCUUUGGCUGCAAAGUUACGCGGGAUCACUUCAUAUAUAGUUAUACCGAAGAAUGCUCCGCAGUGCAAAGUUCAGAAUGUUGUGCGUUAUGGUGGUCAGGUUAUAUGGAGUGAGACAACAAUCAAGUCGAGGGAGGAAACUGCAACCAAGGUGCAGCAAGAAACUGGGGCUGCUCUUAUACAUCCAUAUAAUGAUGGACGCAUUAUAAGUGGGCAGGGUACCAUAUCCUUGGAGCUUUUAGAGCAAGCCCCUCAUAUAGACACUAUAGUAGUUCCCAUCAGUGGAGGUGGCUUGAUAUCAGGGGUGGCAUUGGCUGCCAAGUCAAUCAAUCCUGCCAUUCGAGUUUUGGCUGCUGAACCAAAGGGAGCAAAUGAUGCAGCUCAAUCAAAAGCAGCCGGUAGAAUUGUAACCUUACCUGAAACAAAUACGGUUGCUGAUGGCCUGAGAGCUUUCCUUGGUGAAUUCACCUGGCCCAUAGUACGUGACCUCGUCGACGACGUAAUUACAGUAGACGAUACUGAAAUAAUCAAAGCAAUGAGACUCUGCUAUGAGAUCCUUAAAGUUGCAGUUGAACCAAGUGGAGCCAUAGGUCUAGCAGCUGUCUUAUCUGAUAGCUUCAGGACCAACCCUGCCUGGAAGGACUGCAACCAAAUAGGAAUUAUACUUUCAGGAGGUAAUGUAGAUCUUGAAGUGCUGUGGAAUUCAUUUAGCAAAUGAAAUUUACCAUUGUGAUUGCUACUCCUAUUUAAACCUUUUUUCCCUUUAAACUUCGCUUUGAUCUCUAAAUGCUAAUAUGAAAUCCAAUUACUUUGGUUGCAACUA